UCCUGCAGUCAUAUUUCAGCUUUCUCCAAUACAUUGCCACAAAGAAUUUUCAAGAUGAGCAGCAAACCAGCACCAGAAGACAUUGAUUUUGCGCUGAGCCAGAAACAGAAAAGGGAAGUUGAAGAUAUGGCUUAUGUAAAAAGUGGCUGGCUGCUACGGCAAAGCAGCAUAUUGAAAAGGUGGAAGAAAAAUUGGUUUGACCUAUGGUCCAAUGGAUACUUAAUAUAUUAUAGUGAUCAGGAGAGAGAAGACAUGGAAGAUAAAAUCCUCAUUCAGUUAGACUGUAUCUCUAUCCGGAGGGGCAAUGACUGCAAAGAUAUGCAUUUACCAGAGGGGAAAUCCAAGGACUGUUGCCUGCAGAUUAUUUGCCAUGAAGGAAAAGUCAUAAACCUUAUCACAGAAAGUGUGGAUGACUGCUUAGCUUGGGAAACUGCUCUCCAGGAUGCCAAAACUAAAACACACAUUCUGCCUCAACCUCUACUGUACGAUGAAGGUGUGCUUGGUCCUGCCCCUCCAUACAGUCAGUUUGAUGCACCCCCGCCGUACGGAUAUGACCAGUAUCCCGGGGGCUAUCCAGUUCAGGGAUCUCAAGUCAUCUAUACAAGGGAUGGACAGGCAUAUGCUUCCUACCCCUAUCCUCCACAAGGACAAGGAGCUGCUAAUCACAUCAUCAUCAGAGAGAGAUACUAUGACAAUGAUGGAGACCUGGCUAUGGGAAUGUUGGCCGGAGCAGCUACCGGCAUGGCUCUCGGGUCUCUCUUCUGGGGAUUUUAGCUACAAUAUGCAUCUCAAAGCUUUAAUUUAUGACAUUUUAAAACUGUACUGUUUGCACAGAAUGACUAAUGUACUAGCUCAGGUAAUACUAUUUCAUGUCAGCUUUACAUAUGUACAAUAAUUAUGCCGAUAAAACAGGAAUCAGAGGAAGGGACUUUUUCGUAUGAUAGUUUAUUUGUAGCUUGUAAUAUGAAAUUGGCUUUUAGUGCUUUGGAUCCAGUAGACUGAGGGGUUACAAGUUUUUCAUGGUAAGCGUAAAUUCACACGGGAUGAACGUGCUGUAGAUUUGCGCCAGGAAUAUCUGCAGGGGAAUAUAGUAGCAGGCAAGUAGAUGUGAUUUUUACCAAAUUUUAUCCGCAUGUUGCAGAAAUUUUCAGCAUGGAAAUUGCUUUGUGUUGCAGAUUGUUAGAUGUGCAGCAUGACAGGACCAAGCAAGCACCACUUAUUCCCAUCUUCAUGAUACCCAGAAACGUGAAUGACUGUCACACACGGACUGUGUCAGACCCUUGGCCUCAUCCCGCAAUACUACCAGACCCAACAUUGUGCGGAACUAACUUUGCCCCUCGCUGUGCCCCAAUCUCAAGCCUUGCCUUCCCGAGUGAUUGCCCCACCUGUAUCCAAUCCACACCAGAUCCACAUGAUUUCAUGCUCAUAUGCUGCUGUAGCUUUCCCUGCUGAUUUGCUGUGUACAUUUCAAAUCCAAUCCCUAAGGGCUCAUGCACACGACCGUAUGUAUUUUGCGGUCAGCAAAAAACAGAUCUGCAUAAAAUACGGUUGAUGUCCGUGUGCAUUCCGUAUUUUGAGGAACGAA
Molecule: messenger RNA, 1585 nt
Organism: Bufo bufo (common toad)
Lineage: Eukaryota; Metazoa; Chordata; Amphibia; Anura; Bufonidae
Gene: PLEKHB2
Product: pleckstrin homology domain containing B2
Exons: 8
Coding region: 55-774 (239 amino acids)
Biological process (GO): regulation of cell differentiation
Cellular component (GO): membrane
Source: RefSeq, a predicted model, not a curated record